GACCGAAAGUCCACUAAACGUACCCGGUUAGCUGCCCAAACUCCCGGCGGGCAGGAUCAAACUCCGAGUGCUCAAAAUCUCAGCUUUCUCCUCCUCUUUACAUUCCCAACCCCCCAUCAUCCACUCUCUGCACCACCAUCCCAUUGCCGCUCCCUCCGCCCUGCCGGGUGGCGCGUCAAGAAAUCAUCUCAGCACUUCACCUAAAUGCUGUGAGCUGAAGGCUUUGGCGGCGAUGGGGCAGAGAUUGAGCUGCAGAGAAACCCAUGAACAUGGGUUCUUCACAGCCGUCCAAAAUGGGGAGCUUGAAACAGUUGAGGCCAUGGUUGAUGAGGACCCGAGUGUGCUAAGGUUCACCGCUGUUCAUGGGAAGCUCUCUGCAUUGCAUGUGGCAGCAGCCAAUGGGCAGAUCGAGAUUCUCUGUAUGCUUUUGGAUAAGGGUUUAAAUCCAGACAUCUUGAAUCGCCACAAACAGACCCCAUUGAUGCUAGCUGCUAUUCAUGGAAAGCUUUCCUGUGUGGAAAGGCUACUCCAGGCAGGAGCAAAUAUUUUAAUGUUUGAUUCACUACAUGGAAGAACCUGUUUGCAUUAUGCUGCAUACUAUGGCCACUCUGAUUGCCUGCAAUCUAUCCUCUCUGCUGCACAUUCUGCCCACGUGGCACAAUCCUGGGGAUUUGCACGAUAUGUCAACACGAGGGAUGGAAGUGGUGCAACCUCCCUGCACUUAGCAGCCCGACACAGAAGGCCAGAAUGUGUUCGUCUUUUGCUAAGCAACGAAGCUCUUGUGUGUGCUUCAACCGGUGGAUAUGGCUACCCAGGAUGCACGCCUCUUCAUUUGGCAGCUCGGGCAGGUUCCUUGGACUGUGUUCGAGAAUUACUUGCUUGGGGUGCAGAUAGACUUCAGAGAGACGCCUCAGGGAGACUGCCUUACAUGAUUGCACUGAAGCAUAAGCAUGAAGCGUGUGCUGCUUUGCUGAAUCCUUCGUCUCCAGAGCCAUUGACAUGGCCUUCGCCCCUGAAGCUCAUCACUGAGCUUGAUGCCGAAGCAAAAGGGUUACUAGAGAAGGCCUUGAUUGAUGCCAAUAAGGAACGAGAAAAGAAAAUUUUGAAGGAGACAAGCUACGCUUCACCUUUGCAUUGUGAUUCGGACAAUGAGGACUUCGAGGUCAGCGAUUUGGACCUAUGCUGCAUCUGCUUUGAGCAGGCGUGUACUAUAGAGAUACAAAAAUGCGGGCACCAAAUGUGUGCACAUUGUACUCUAGCUUUGUGUUGCCACAACAAACCUAAUCCGACCAAGAAGUGCGACAAAGUUCCCACAUGUCCCUUUUGCCGGAGCAGCAUUACUCAGCUAGUCAUUGCCAAGAACAAGACCGAAAACAAAUUAGAAGAAUUGAGCCCAUCUAGGUCAAGAAUGUCAAGAACGUCAUUCAACCUAGCUGAGGAUGGUUGCGGUGGCAGCAGUAGCAGCAGCAACACCUUCAAGGUUUUGUCACCUUUGGCCUCGUUUGCUAAGCUUGGCGGCCGCAGUUCAGGUAAGGUGACUAUCGAUUGCAUUGAGGGAUUCAAUAAGCCAUAACAUCGGGUUAUUCCCUUUGCAUCCCCGCCUUUUUGGAAUCUGGUCAGUCCUACCUGGUAUGCAUUCAACAAAUCGGGAUCCUAAUGGAACCUCAACUAUUGAUAUAUGCAUCAAGUAGGAGUAUCUAUAUCCUAAGAUGCCCCUCAAGCAAGAGAAUAUAUAUAUAUAUACAUGUAUUUGGCCUAAAUCCAACCAAGAAAAUAUGAGUAUGGAAAGGCCUAUUAGCUAUUUAUCUGUCACCUAUAUUUUUUCCUCUGAAGAGAUGUAUUAUUUGAACUGCUUCAAUGGAAGCCCCACUAAUAUAUGCAUCAAAAUUUCAGCCAAAAAAAAAGAGAAAAUUAUGUGAGAUUA
Ipomoea nil (Japanese morning glory) is the source of this 1924-nucleotide messenger RNA. Its product is annotated as putative E3 ubiquitin-protein ligase XBAT31. Lineage: Eukaryota; Viridiplantae; Streptophyta; Magnoliopsida; Solanales; Convolvulaceae. The coding region runs from base 233 to 1573 and encodes 446 amino acids. The transcript is spliced from 8 exons. The record is from RefSeq and is a predicted model, not a curated record. Gene Ontology annotation, molecular function: protein binding.